Messenger RNA from Aphanomyces invadans, 633 nucleotides. RefSeq lists its product as hypothetical. The coding region runs from base 1 to 633 and encodes 210 amino acids. Gene Ontology annotation, cellular component: mitochondrion; peroxisome. Gene Ontology annotation, biological process: glutathione metabolic process. NCBI's taxonomy places the organism in Eukaryota, Oomycota, Saprolegniomycetes, Saprolegniales, Verrucalvaceae. Gene Ontology annotation, molecular function: glutathione transferase activity; glutathione peroxidase activity. The record is from RefSeq and is a predicted model, not a curated record. The transcript has a single exon.
AUGAAGCCCGUCGGUCGGUUUUACUACGACAUCAUCUCGCCGUUCGCGCACCUCUUUUUGAAGAUGCGCGCUCCGUUGGAGAAGAAGAUGUCUCUCACGCCGGUUCCCAUAUUCCUGCCUGGUUUGCUGCGGUCCCAGAAAAACAUCGGUCCGGCCGAAGUGGACGUCAAACGGGCAUACUCGUACGCAAGCGCGGUGUGGAGAGCCAACAAGUUGGGCAUCCCCCUGAAAUUCCCACCUCGCCACCCGUUCGCCCCAGUCGCCGCACAGCGUCUGCUCCUGUCCUUGAAUGCCGAUAUGGACACCGUAGAACGCGCCUUUGAGUUUGUCUGGGCGCAAGGUAACGAUCCUGACGCUCAAUGGGGCGACUUUUGUGCUGCCCUGGGUUUACCUCGAACGACGCUCAAGCCUCAAGACGAAACCAUCAAGCAAGCUCUGAUUCAAAACACGACGGACGCUGCCGCCGCCGGAGUGUUUGGCGUGCCAACUGUCGAAGUGGAUGGACAUGUUUUCUGGGGCUGUGACCAUAUCGAUUGGCUUCACGAUUACCUUGACAAUCCAGACAUGUUCACAGACCCUGCUUAUAGCCGUACGCUGGCCACCGAAAACCCUCUCAAGAAGUCCAACCCUUGA